Messenger RNA from Phragmites australis (common reed), 2972 nucleotides. RefSeq lists its product as uncharacterized. The record is from RefSeq and is a predicted model, not a curated record. Gene Ontology annotation, molecular function: protein binding. The transcript is spliced from 9 exons. Lineage: Eukaryota; Viridiplantae; Streptophyta; Magnoliopsida; Poales; Poaceae. Bases 737 to 2830 code for a protein of 697 amino acids.
GGAGGCAUUACUGAAAGAGGGAAUAGGAGGUGAAAACCGUGACCAACAGACUGUGGUUUCCACUUCACCAUCUUCUUCAGGUUGGUUUCAUCAAUUUCCUUCCAAGGGAUAUGUAAAGAAGACAUGCCUAUGGAACAUUAAUAUGGUGGGAAUUUGGAUUUGUUGUACAAGCAUGUAUACGCUCUGCAUAUCUGGUUCGGAGGUACAUGUAGGGUUGCCUGCCUGCAAGGAACAUUGAGUAAAUUCUUCAGACCAAGCUGUCACUGUCAAAAUUGAGUGAAUGCCUACGGGUAAUUUCUCAUUUGGCAGCAUCUAAGCGUGGGGAUUUCAGGAUGUGAUUGUUGCCUCCUUGAUAAGAUGGAGAAUCCUCUAGCAUUGCUUGGGCAAUAUAGUGACGAUGAAGAAGAGGAUGCGGAAGCAGCAGAUCAACCCACUGGUGAAACUAAGGGGAGUCCAAGAGAUGCAAGUGUUCAUGUAAUUUACCUUCCCAUUCUGUCCUGUCUCUACCCUUUUCGUGAAGCUGAAGGUAACUCACGAGUGUGGUAACACAGCCAGUGAUAAAGGCGAGGCACAUACUGAACCGUCAGUUUCUGUUGGUGAUCAACAAGAAGCACCUCAAGCUGGUGAAGUUAAGAACUACACUCAAAAUGUUGCUGAAGAAAACACUGAUGCUCCUGAGCCAACUCUAGAAAACGAGAGUGCGGCAGCAGGUGAAGCUAUUCCUGGUUCAUCCGGCAUGCAAAUUGUUGGUGACAUUGGUGGGAAUUGGAAAGCAGUAAUGCAUGAACAGAGUAAUCAGUGUUAUUACUGGAACACGGUUACCGGAGAAACUUCUUGGGAGAUACCUAAUGGAUUAACUUCAGGAGUCGCAUCUGAUGGAGUCGCAUCUGCAUCUGUUCCUACUCAUAUGGACUAUUCUAUAGAAGCUCAAGCGCAUGUCCUUCACCAGAACACUCUAGAAGCAUACCCAAGUGAUUCGUCUGUUGUGAAUGGCACAGCAACUUAUGCAAGUUUUGGAAUGGAAUGUGGAAGUGCACAUAUUACUCAAGAUGCUUAUGCUUAUACAGCACCUGUCGCGAGUCAUGAGUCUAUGGACAUUGAUCCCUUGCAUCUUGCUAAAUAUGGUGAGGAUUUGCUGCAAAGAUUGAAGCUGCUGGAAAGGCUCCAUGGUUCCAAUGAAGGUCUUGAAUUGAUAAGAAGAGAAAUUGGUAUACGAAUCUCAGACUGCAAUGCACUCUCAUCAUAUGGAUCUUCUUUGCUCCCAUUGUGGUUACAUGCUGAGGUGCACCUUAAGCAACUAGACUCUUCCAUUUCCGAGUUGGAAACUAGCUAUUGCACAGAUACAGAACCUAGACAUUCGAAGACAGAGGUUGCUGAACACAAGGCACCUAAUGGAACUGACAUGAUGGCUCCCUCCAAUGGUGAGGAUUUGAAGUCUGAGGUUAGCACUGGGAUUACUAUUGAUGAAAAUGUUAAGAUUGAGGAUCCGGCUUCAGCAUCAUUUGAUCAAAAUUCACAAGAUAGGGAUGCUGCAGCAGUUCCUUCAAAAGUUGAAUCUGACGAUGAUGAAGAUAUGGAUGUGGAAAUGGAAGUUGAUGAUGAUAAUGUUGCAGAGCAGGUGCAUUCAAGUUUCGUACAUAAUAAGGAGCAUCUUCCAUCAGAACAAGUAAACUCACCAAAUUUGCCAUCGUUGGAAGGUCCUGCUGCUCCUCCUGAGGAUAAUGAUGUUCCUCCGCCACCACCAGAAGAAGAAUGGAUUCCACCCCCACCACCUGAUAACGAACCAGUUCCUCCACCUCCUCUAGAAGAGCCAGUUGCAUCAUAUGUUCACACCGAUACAAUUCCUCAGCCAUAUAUAGGUCAAGCAAAUGUGAGCUAUACACUUUCAGGAAUGGACUACUAUUCUGCUGGAAGUACGGAAGGUACAAAUGCCAAUUACUAUAUGCAAGUGAGUGAGCCUCAUGCCCUUCAAGUGCAGCAGCAUUCUUAUUAUGCACCAGUAUCUGCAAGUGGCAUAUCUGUUCCUGUUGAUGGCACAUCUAUUGCCCCACAAUCUUACUAUGCCUAUCCUUCAGUCACUAUAGCUGCCAGUGGACUAGCACCUGAACAUUCUGGAUACUAUACUUCUUUAGCCUCCGCCAUUUCUAGCAGUGCAGUAGAUAUCAAAACAAGCUCAGCCUCUCUUGUUUCUGCAAAUAGCAAUUCGGAUCCCACAGGGUCUGUUAAAGUUAUAUCCAAGGAUGCAAGUGUUUCGCCUUUAAGCCAAACUGCAGUAGCAACAUCAGCUGCAGGAGCAUCAUCCGUGCUCGGAAGCUCUACACAGGCUUCUUCUAGUACCACAAAGCAGACUAAAGUUAUUCGUAGCAAGAAGCGAGCUGUUGCUGUUACAUCAUCCCUGAGGUCUAAUAAGAAGGUUUCGACUCUGGUGGAUAAGUGGAAAGCUGCAAAAGAGGAGCUUCGUGAUGAAGAGGAAGAAGAACCUGAAAGUGCUUUGGAAGCACUAGAAAGGAAGCGUCAGAAGGAAAUAGAGGAAUGGUGGAAACAACAGAUAGCUAGCGGCGAAGCUCAACAAAAUGCCAAUUUUGUUCCGGUCCGUGGUGACUGGCGUGACCGAGUGAAACGCAGAAGAUCAGAAGCCAAAAAAGAGUCAAAAGAAGAGUCUAUUGCUGCAUCAUUAAGUAGUGCCGAACAGCAUAAAGGUCCUGAUCUUGCAGAGCUCUCCAAGGGUCUUCCUUCUGGUUGGCAGGCAUACUUGGAUGAAUCUACUACGCAGGUCUACUACGGGAACAGCCACACGACAGAGACGACCUGGGAGCGGCCGACCAAAUGAAUAUAGGACUCAUUAGAUCAUGUAGCGUCUGUGUUUGAUUGAUGACCCAGUUUUUGUUUCAGAUACCCCCCUGUUGCAUCUUAAAAGAGUGAUAGUGUCAACCAUGUUUUGAGAAGCAUUAUGGAAAGUAGACUUUUCAUUA